AUGGCUCUGCGCGAGUUGGUCGAGGGCGAGUGCGGCGGCGCCAAUUCUUUGGUCCGUCUCACCUCGCACUUUGUCCAGGACCGGGCCCACAAGGAGGAUGGACUCAGGCACUUUCCCCCUCACCCUGAAGCCAUUUUCGGCGAGUCCAGUGCCGAUCAGUUUGUUCAAGAGUUCUUGGAGGAGAGUCUAGUUCAGCGAGGAAUCGAUGUGGUACCUCAAACCUUCCACGUCGACUCGCUGCUGCGGGAGAUGCGCGAAAUCGAGAGUGCCCAGCACAACUCUUUGCCGCCAAUCCCUGCUCCUGGAGUCGCACAAGCUCUUGCCGACGCUGAAACCGCUGGAUGGGCCGAACAGUUUUCGGACACUCACAAUAAUUUUAACGAGCUCAAAAUUGAAGAGAUUUGGAAUGAAGCCGGUUCUUCUCUGAAACCAAUCGCGACUGAGAAGAACGAACUGGGCUUUGGGCCAAGCUGGACUUUGGAAUAUCUGCAACCCGAUGAACAUGACAUAUCCACCGAGCUGGAAAAUGCAUGGCAGGAGGGAUCAGUAGAAGACCAGGAAAUCCGAGCUCAGGCGAAUGAACUUGUCACAGUCAUCGACAAUCAGCGCGUUCAAAACUCAAAGUUCAUGCAGUUUAUGCGUGACAUUGGCAACGGUGAAGUUGACAUUUUAGACGGAAAGUUGGACCAAGACUCCAAGGACACAGAGGCUGAGGCGGCUCACUCGUGGGUGAAGGAGUUUGCCGAAGGCCAGCGGCAGGCUGAUCUUGCCAACGGCAUCGUCAAAGAGGACGACCUCUGGGUCAACUUGCAGAAGGAAUGGGAAAAGUCCGCCAGAGACAGUGGCGACAUCACCAAUUGGUUCGAAGAGUUCAGUUCCUACUACGACCCCUUUAAGCAAUACAGCUUUGAAAAGGAAAACCCCCUACUCGACAAUGAGAACCCUCUGGACGAGGGUAAGAGGAGGCUCGCCGAAGGGGAUUUGCCAAGUGCCGUUUUGCUCUUUGAGGCAGCAGUGCAGAAAGACGAAAACUGCGCUGAAGCCUGGCAGCUCUUGGGAACAACGCAAGCUGAAAACGAGCAGGACCCCAUGGCUAUCCCUGCAUUGAAAAAGUGCCUUCAAUUAGAUCCAGGAAAUUUGUCCGCGCUGAUGGCUUUGGCUGUUUGCUACACAAACGAGAGUUAUCAAAAUCAAGCUUGUCACGCCCUCAAGGAUUGGUUAAAGGGUAAUCCUAAAUACAGUGACUUGGUUCCUCCUCACACGGAAGAGCAUCCCCAAAAGUAUGAAUAUAUUACCUCACUAAUGACCAACGAUGUCCACCAAGAAGUGCAUGACCUUUUCCUGGCAGCUGCGAACAGAAAUCCCAUUUCUGACAUUGAUCCAGACGUUCAGUGUGGUCUUGGAGUGCUCUUCAACUUGUCUAAUGAAUACGACAAGGCUGUGGAUUGUUUUCGAGCAGCUCUGGAAGCUCGGCCAGAGGACUCGAGAAUGUGGAACCGUCUUGGCGCAACUCUGGCAAAUGGUAAUCGGUCAGAGGAAGCAGUUGACGCGUACCACAGAGCCCUGGAACUGACGCCUGGCUUCAUCAGAGCUCGCUAUAACGUCGGAAUAACCUGUGUCAACCUAAACGCUUACAAGGAAGCUGCUGAGCACUUCAUUUCUGCGCUCAACAUUCAAGCUUCUGGCAAGGGAGUGCAAGGGAAGAGCUCGUGGAGGUCAAUGUCUGAGAGCAUUUGGUCCUCGUUAAGGCUAGUGGUUGGAUUAAUGGAGAGGAAAGACCUGUUUACUUUGGUGGAUAACAGGGACUUGGCGAAACUAAACGAGGUGUUCAAAAUGAACGAAGAACUGAAUUAGGUUAAGAAGUGUCUAAAACUAAUGUAACAAGAUGGUGUAAAUGAGUAUAGUCUUAGCACUUAAUCAUACUAUUCCAUUAGAUUUUAGUCAUUUUUUAUUCAAGUGGUUUGCUGUUGCGCGAGACACUGAUUUGAAACAAUUUGAAACUGACUAGAAAACUGCUUGUCAGUGGCUCAAGCUGCGGUGAACGGGUCCAUUUUGGUUGCCAUGCAAUCGGAUAUUUAUAUUAGUCAUUUGAAUCCUAUGGAAUCUAACAUUGAAACGAUACUACCAUUAACAAAGCACUAAAAUCAUUAUUUGUCAUUUUUGAAUGUAAGUCAUCUUUCAGUGACUAAAUUUGUUAUUUAAUUUCUUGUAUACAGGGUAAAUUUCUGUUCCAGUAUUUUUUAAAUCGAUUCAAAGGGAUUUUAAAUGUUUUUUGUGAGGUAAGACUGCUAGCAUUAAUUGAAUGUCUUUUAUAUACUUUGGGUUUAAAUCGUGGUGUGGUAACUUUAAAUGGGCAUUGUUUUUUAUUGCGAAAAAUGGUGUGAGUUCUGUGAGCGAGCGAGUUUCGUUUUUUUUUCAAUUUUAUCAUUAAUGCGUUUGUUGUUGUAAUGUAAAAUGGAAAUUUCAUAAAUCCAAAAACAUUAGUCUGUUGCAGGAGUAAAUUGUUCACUGUAAUUACUGUCAUUAAUAUACACAAGUAUAUCUAUCAAUGUUAAUUUUUUACCUUUGCCGCGACGACCUGGAUAUAAAAAUAUUUGGCCUCUAUUUAUAAGAUUUGGAAAUAAUGCAAAUUGACAGGCGCCCACUUUAUACAAAAAUGAAAGGUCGUCGCUAAACAUUGUAAUUGAAACAAACAACCAAAGACUUCAUUAACAACAAAAGAGAAUUUGAUUUGUCAUGUGACAAUUUUUUUUAAUCUAUGUCAUCAUCUGCCUGUCGAUGCAUCAAUUUGGAAAAUACAAAAUUCAAAAUUAA
Messenger RNA from Cloeon dipterum, 2814 nucleotides. RefSeq names its product peroxin 5 (gene Pex5). Gene Ontology annotation, molecular function: protein binding. Gene Ontology annotation, cellular component: peroxisomal membrane; cytosol. The coding region runs from base 1 to 1854 and encodes 617 amino acids. Gene Ontology annotation, biological process: protein import into peroxisome matrix, docking. The record is from RefSeq and is a predicted model, not a curated record. The transcript is spliced from 12 exons. Lineage: Eukaryota; Metazoa; Arthropoda; Insecta; Ephemeroptera; Baetidae.